GACAUUCUUUUCAUCCACAUCCUGUAACCUCACGUUGACUGUCAUACGAUUGUUGUUACAUUGGGUGUCUCUCUUUUGAACUCUGUUUUCUUAAGCCUAUGACGGUGAGAUGGAUGGUUAGCAUAUCUCACUGGCAGCUGAUGCAUGUAACAAUGUGUCCUUUCAUGUACAGCCCGAGUGUCUAAAUUCCCUGCAAGUCAGUCAAAGAGGUCCAAUAUGCUAGGUUGAAUUUGAAGCCUGAAAGCAUCUGCUCUCCUCUUCCUCAGCUUCCUGGUUAGCUUCAUGGUGGAUGCAAGGGGUGGAUCCAUGCGGGGCUGCCGCCACAAUGGUCUGCGCAUCAUCAUCCCGCCUGGGAAGUGCAGCGCCCCCACACGAGUGACCUGCCGGCUGGUGAAAAGGCACCGCCUGGCCAGCAUGCCCCCCAUUGUUGAAGGCGAGGGUCGAGCCAGCAGGUUUAUUGAGGUUGCACCGUUUGGAGGCCAGCUUCUUGGUCCUGUAAUUGUGGAGGUGCCCCACUUUGCUGCUCUGCGUGGGGGCGAGCGUGAGCUUGUUAUCUUGAGGAGUGAAACGGGCGAGAGCUGGAAGGAGCAUCAUUGUGAGCACACCCAAGAAGAACUCAACCAGAUCCUUAACAGCAUGGAUGAAGAACUGGACUCUCAGGAGGAGCUCCAGAAGAAGCGCAUUUGCCGCAUCAUCACCAGGGAUCUCCCACAAUACUUUGCUGUGGUGUCACGUGUUAGGCAAGACAGUAUUUUGAUUGGUCCCGAAGGAGGCGUCCUGAACAGCACGGUUGUACCCCAAGUGCAAGCUGUUUUUCCUGAGGGGGCCCUAACCAAAAGGAUCAGGGUGGGCCUGCAGGCCCAGCCAGUGAGUUUGGAUAUUGUCAGAAGGACUCUUGGGAACAAGUCCAGCUUCAGCCCCAUCGUCACUCUGGAGCCCCGUCGAAGGAAGUUUCAUAAACCCAUAACCGUGACGAUCCCGGUCCCGAAAGGUAACUCUGACCCAGUCCUCCACAGUUUGGGACGGGACACCCCAACCUUACGACUGCUCUGUAGUAUCACAGGUAAGACCGGACUCACUGGACCACCACAAGCAUACA
This is a messenger RNA of Hippocampus comes (tiger tail seahorse), 1099 nucleotides long. RefSeq names its product ankyrin-2-like. Lineage: Eukaryota; Metazoa; Chordata; Actinopteri; Syngnathiformes; Syngnathidae. The record is from RefSeq and is a predicted model, not a curated record. The annotation marks the transcript as partial. The transcript is spliced from 4 exons.